Messenger RNA from Peronospora matthiolae, 114 nucleotides. The record is from the annotation of a GenBank genome assembly. NCBI's taxonomy places the organism in Eukaryota, Oomycota, Peronosporomycetes, Peronosporales, Peronosporaceae.
AUGACUCACCACGUGCCUUUGCAGCAACUGGUGCUGCAGGAAGAGCUGCAGCAGAAGCAGAAAAAGCAUAAUCUGUCGCAAGAGGCUGGAAAUAAUCAAGAGCAGCUGCUUUAG